This is a messenger RNA of Tachyglossus aculeatus (Australian echidna), 2889 nucleotides long. It is a transcript of the gene DIPK2A, whose product is annotated as divergent protein kinase domain 2A. The record is from RefSeq and is a predicted model, not a curated record. NCBI's taxonomy places the organism in Eukaryota, Metazoa, Chordata, Mammalia, Monotremata, Tachyglossidae. Gene Ontology annotation, biological process: regulation of phosphatidylinositol 3-kinase/protein kinase B signal transduction; cardiac muscle cell proliferation. Gene Ontology annotation, cellular component: COPI vesicle coat. The transcript has 3 exons. Bases 10 to 1305 code for a protein of 431 amino acids.
GUUCCCGGGAUGUGGCGGGGGGGCCCGCCGAAGCUGGGCCGCGUGUCCCGGCUGCUGAAGCUGGUGGCGCUGGUGGGCGUGCUGCUGCUGACGGCGCUGCAGUCGCCGUCGCUGCUGGCCUCGUGGCAGCGCAACGCCCUGGCCGACCGCCGCUUCCUGCAGCUGCACAAGUGCCCGGCCUGCUUCGGCACCAGCUGGUGCCGCCGGUUCCUGGGCGGCCAGGUGGCGCUGGAGGCGUGGGGCCGCCUCCGCCUGCUGGACUUCCUCAACGUGAAGAACGUCUACUUCGGCCAGUCGGGCGAGCCCCGGGAGCCCGGCGGCCGCCGGCGGGUGGUGCUCAAGCGGCUGGGCUCCCCGCGAGAGCUGGCCCAGCUCGACCAGGGCAUCUGCAAGCGGGCCACGGGCCGCCCGCGCUGCGACCUGCCGCAGGCCCUGCCCCGGACCGAGUUCGCCCGCCUCAACGGCGACGUGCGCCUGCUCACCCCCGAGGCCGUGGAGGGCUGGUCCGACCUGGUGCACUGCCCCUCGCAGCGCCUGCUCGACCGCCUGGUCCGCCGCUACGCCGAGACCAAGGACUCGGGGAGCUUCCUGCUGCGCAACCUCAAGGACUCGGAGCGGAUGCAGCUGCUGCUCACGCUCGCCUUCAACCCGGAGCCCCUCGUGCUGCAGAGCUUUCCAUCAGAUGAGGGGUGGCCAUUUGCAAAAUACCUUGGAGCAUGUGGAAGGAUGGUGGCUGUGAAUUACGUGGGAGAAGAGCUUUGGAGUUACUUCUAUGCCCCGUGGGAAAAACGAGUGGAUCUGGCGUGGCAACUGAUGGAAAUAGCUGAGCAACUUACCAACAAUGACUUUGAAUUUGCACUCUACCUCCUUGACGUCAGCUUUGACAACUUUGCUGUUGGUCCUAGAGAUGGGAAGGUGAUCAUCGUGGAUGCUGAGAAUGUUUUGGUUGCAGACAAAAGAUUAAUCCGACAGAACAAACCCGAAAACUGGGAUGUUUGGUAUGAAAGCAAGUUUGAUGAUUGUGAUAAGGAGGCCUGCUUGUCGUUUUCUAAAGAGAUCCUCUGCGCUCGGGCCACCGUCGACCACAAUUACUACGCUAUCUGUCAGAACCUCUUAUCUAGACAUGCCAUCUGGCGUGGGACGUCUGGGGGGCUGCUUCAUGACCCGCCAGCCGACGUUGCCAAAGACGGCCGACUCGAGGCCUUGCUGGAUGAGUGCGCCAACCCAAAGAAGCGAUACGGCCGAUUCCAAGCGGCGAAAGAACUACGGGAAUACCUUGCACAGCUAAGUAAUAACGUGAGGUAGUCCCUGGCGAAUUUCUGCUUACGCUGGCUGAAACUCCACGGCAGCUUGCAGCCAAACAGAAAAGUGGAAACUUCUUCCUUCAGAAGAUAAACUAGUGAAAUCAAACACCUAAGCCCAGCAAAAUGUCAUUUCAAAAAUCACAUGAUGCUCAUCCGCAAAGAAACAUGUACUCGCCUAAUUAAGACUUGAGCUCCAAUUGGCUUUUCUUUUUUUUUUUCUUCCCCCGAAUGCCUGGGGGGCAUUUCAGGGAACAUCGAGAUCACCGAAUAUGAGCCUGGGUAGCUUAAUUGGCUUGUGUGUCAAAGGGGACCUGACAUACUGUGCAUUAGCGUCACAACUUUGUAACGUUCAUGCGUUUACUUGGAAAGUCAAGUUAGUCUGGCCUGUUUUAGAGGCCUCCUUCCUCCUGAUGUGCGGGGUUUUUUUCCAUUUUUAUGUUCAUUUUAUCGACUUUGUAUACAUGCAGGUAAAUGUAGGUGUUUUCAGAAUUAAUGGGUUUUUCAUUUAAUGCUGUGUGGUACCUAUGUACUGUGAGGGCAGGAUUCCCAAGGUGACUGUCUACCUUUUUUUUUUUAAGCUGGAUAUUUUAUGUGUAUAUAUCUGUUUUGUUUAUAAAAGUAGGCAUAUUGUCAUAAGGUUCUCUUUUUUUGUUACUGUGGUUCUGUGCAACAACUUGCAUGAGAUCACUUGGAAUUAAUUGAAUGGUUAUACAGCCUCUGCCAGUAAGUAUACCUGUCUGCAGAGCAGAAGAUCCUUGCCCUGUCAUUUUAAGCAAGCUGUCAUUAAAGACUACCAAAUGAUUGAGGGGAAAAUACUGCAAACGGAGAUGAAAUCCACAUCCUCUGACUAGCUCUUAGAAACACAAGGCGACCCACAAAGUGUAAUGGAGUAAAACCUAUGCCAAAGACACUGGUUGUACGUGUACAUUUUCCUAAACUACAUUUUUAACAACACUUAAGUUUACCUGAAAGAUCCACUUGCCUCUUAAGUGAUGAGUGAUGAGUUCCUCUGGUUUCUGAGAAGUCAAACCACCACUUGCAGCAUGCACUAAAGGUGUUAUUCCCAAGGCAGUGACUAUUCACUUUUUUUUUUUUGUGGGGCUUUAGCUGGGAGCCUAUUUUUGAUUCAAGGCAGAGUGGAGCUCUUCCAACACCCCCACCUCCGUUGAGGUAAAUCAGAUGCUACAGUGAGCCGGAGCACUUUGCUGCUGCUGAUAGGGGCCUGGCUUAAAAUGGAAAUUGGGGUGUCUGUGGGCCUUAGAACCCCUAGGAAGUUGUUCUCCGGCGGCAGUAUAGAUAUUUGAAAUCAAAACAGCGUAAAUGGUAUGCACACCCGAAUGAUGAUCAUGGAUCGUAAAAAUGCACUUUGCUUGUUGGCCCUAUUGGAGCUCUGUUAGCAAUCUUGGAGCUGCCCUCUUCUAAACGUUGGAAAACCUAGCCACUGUACGUUUCUAUAGAGCAAAGCGUGACACCUUAAAAUCAACGGUUUCAGGAGAUCCCUUUGACUGGGGAAUCAAAUAAUAAUAAUAAUAAUGUUGGCAUUUGUUAAGCGCUUACUAUGUGCAAAGCACUGUUCUAAGCGCUU